AUGGCCACUAUACAUCUGGGUAUCGCCUUGUUCUGGAUCCAUGGUGAUUCAAAAGACAAGGAAUCUUACUUCCAUUGGGCUGUGGUGGCAACGGAAACCAGUUGGACCAACGGGGAUGGUAUUCAGACGUACGACAUCGCUCCCACUCUGGAUCGAAAAUGGGAACAACGCGUCCGAUGCAGGGACCUAGCUGAGGAUCACACCUUCUGCGGCAUCGUAGAGUUCGCCACUACGAAUCUUCCUGCAGACGACGUGGAUGAAUUCAUACGUGACCGUCCAUCUGAGGACGACGGUUGGCGAAUCCAGGGUCCCCUGCGAUGGUCCAGUCCCUCUUGGGCAUUAAAGAUCAUGUGUGAUCUGAAUGACGCUGAAGUUUGGGAUAUUCCAGCUGAGAUUGGAAGGGAUGGAUUGUUCGAUGUCGUAGUCGGAAAGGGUUUCGUAAUGCUCGAGAUCGUUGAGGACGUGGAAGAUUUCCCUGUUCUUUCUCUCGACGUGGUUACGAUCAAAUAA
Desarmillaria tabescens is the source of this 510-nucleotide messenger RNA. RefSeq lists its product as uncharacterized. The record is from RefSeq and is a predicted model, not a curated record. The transcript is spliced from 2 exons. Bases 1 to 510 code for a protein of 169 amino acids. NCBI's taxonomy places the organism in Eukaryota, Fungi, Basidiomycota, Agaricomycetes, Agaricales, Physalacriaceae.